GACAUUGUUCCGAGAUCUAAACCUAGAAGAAUAUCUCGAAUAAAAACUUUCAAAUUAGUAUUAUUUAAUAAAGUUUCUCGGAAAGACGGGUCGCAGAAGGGAAAAAUUGUUUUGUAAUAAACGCGAGAGUCCUCGGAGAUAAACUGAGGGGCUCUUGUGAACAUUUAACGGGGGUUGAAGCGGCAGUCGAGACGGCAAGACGGCGCAGGCUUGAGCAACAUAGUGUGCGUUUUGUAAAACUCCGCAGUGCUGUAACGAAGCUUGUUAGUGUACUGUUGUAAGGAGAUUGUCAGCUACAGUGAAGACACCUUCUGAGCGAGGACCGUGCAAAUGGAACUAAUGAGUUCUCUGUUGUUAUGUGCACUAGCAACGCUCGUGCCGCAAGCGUUAGGUAAAAAAAGUAUUAUGUCUACUGGAUUAAAUAAGACUGUCAUUUUAAAGAGAACGCCCUCAAUGGAUAAAGAUCACGUGAUAUCCGUACAAGUGCCUUCUUCAAUGAAUAAAGUGAGUGACCUUAAAUCUGUCUUUUUGGAUGCGACUUGCAAAAGAUGUCAUAAUUGUAUGGAACGAGCAAUCAAAUCUCACAAAGUACAAAAUCAAAUCGACUUAUUAAAAAACGAACAAUUUCACAGUGAACUAGUUGAUCAAGAAAUAAAUAAACGCAAUAAGAGGAAAACAAAUGCAAGCGCACAAAGAAAAAUUGAUAAGAAAAUAAAAAAAUCCAAAUCAAAAAAUAAAUCCGUAACAAUUAUCAAAUAUAAUGAUAAUGAACGAAUAUUUGCUCUAAAGAUAAUAGAAACAAAUAAGCACGUGUUAUUAGACCAACAAACGAAUAACACAAUGACAUGUCAAGUGUAUAGCGUUAAAAAAUCGUUUCCAUGUGAAACGCCAGAAGCUGAUUUAAUUUUGAAUGAAUCAAAGACGAAAAUAAAUAAGAAUAAGAAAAGUAAAAGAGAACAAAGUAAAAAGAAUGAGAAAACGACUGUAAUUGCACCCGUAUUUAGGAAACGUCAAAUCGACGAUUCACAAGCUCCUGAACAAAUAAUGCCUUCAAUAGAAGAAAUAUACUAGCCUAAUGAUAGACCUAUAAAUAAACGAGCAACCAAUACAGCUUCGAAUCUUUUAUUGGUUUCUCAUAUUUAUUUAAAAGUUAGAAAUAGAUAAAACAGU
This is a messenger RNA of Vanessa tameamea, 1170 nucleotides long. RefSeq lists its product as uncharacterized. The coding region runs from base 331 to 1071 and encodes 246 amino acids. The transcript is spliced from 2 exons. Lineage: Eukaryota; Metazoa; Arthropoda; Insecta; Lepidoptera; Nymphalidae. The record is from RefSeq and is a predicted model, not a curated record.